GAGGAUUGAUCAUGUCAUCGAGUUAUUCAUGGAUAACGGGGUGCGUGACUUUGGACUGCCAAGUCCAUCGUCAGUGAUAGAGAUGUCUGUUUCACAAGCGAGAUGUGGAAGAAGACUGCGGAACAGAUGGGCAGUCAACUCGAGUGGUGCAACGGACAGGCUGAGCAGAUGAACCGAGUGGUGCAGCAUGUGCUGAGGCAUUACAUUAAGCACAACCAGAAUGACUGGGAUGAGAAGUUGCCUGUCAUCGCCAGCUUGUACAACAACGCUAUAUUACUGGAGGGAAUUGUUCACAAUGUCGAAGGUGAUGUUAGCAAGGAUCAUCAGGGAAUAGAUAAAGUGCAUGCAAGCCCAACUGAGGCUGCCAUUCUGAAGUGGGGGCUAAUGAUUGGCAUGCGGUUCAGGGAAAUGAAGCAGUCAAUUUUGAAAGUUGAGCCAUUCAACUCGACACGGAAAUGUUCUGGUGUUGUGAUGAAGCUCACAGAUCAAUCAGGUGUCCGUGUUCACUGGAAAGGUGCUUCAGAAAUGAUCCUUCAGAUGUGUGAAGACUGCUAUGAUGUUGAGUCCAAUCGCUUGGAGCCUUUGACGAAUGCGAAGCAGCAGGGCUACGGUCAGAACUUCGAUGCCUGGGCCCAGGCCCAGACAUUGGAACAGUUCGUACAGUUCGUGUACAACAGGUGGCAUGACCCGCAAGGGGCUCAAAAGGCCACUGACGCUAUCAACAGUCUUUGUGCCAGACGGUACAAGAAUGUUAGAGAGUUGACGGACAGUGUAGAACAUCUGCUUGUGGUACCUGGUGUGCGCUACGACCAGCAGGUACUCCUCACGGAUUACCUUAGAUGUCUGCCUUCAGAGGUAUGGACAAAGCUGGUAGAUGAGGCUUAUGUCGAUCAGCACAACUUCGCCUCUUUCAGCAAGAAAGCCUUAGACAUAGAGGCUAAGUCGGGAUCCGCGCAUCAAAGUCAGGGCGGUGGUAGGAAGAAGAGACUACCCCAAGACUGGAAGAAGAAAGGUCAACUAAUGUUCGUCGACCACGAUGGUCAGGCGACAGAAAUUGACGACUUCCCAGACCUUGGGGAGGAGACAGAGCAUGAUGGGGCUAAUGAGACUUCGGAUGGGGGAGUAGCGGCACCCAUCAAGGAAAAGGCUAGGGGGACUGAGAAAAAGAAGGUAGUACGGUCCACGGGUCAGGGCGACCAAGGAACACCCGCAUGGGUAAAACUUGGUUUAGAGUACGAGGUGUGGAGGGACCGAGUUGCUAGGGGCACGUGUAUGAAUUGUGGCAACUAUGGCCACACGUCUAGAAUGUGUCGAGGCAAGAAGGUCACGACGAGGGUAGCCUCACCAACGGUGGUGGGACUUUCUUCGAACUCUGGCGGUGCUUCUGCGAGCACUUCGCAGGGAAACACCUCGGGCCAGUAGGAGUCUUAGCUGCCCUUACUCGCGUUGAAGUGGUAACGUU
Messenger RNA from Chara braunii, 1462 nucleotides. NCBI's taxonomy places the organism in Eukaryota, Viridiplantae, Streptophyta, Charophyceae, Charales, Characeae. The record is from the annotation of a GenBank genome assembly.